UACUGCCAUUGGCUUUUUCGAUUAUAUAUAUAGUUAUUUCGCCACAUGUGAGUAAAAGUUUUUCACCUGAAAAAUCAAUUUAUUCGCGAUCUUAAUUUGUUUUUUGGGAGAUAUAUCCAUCCAUUUACCCGCCCCCAUAGCUUCUCGCCAAAUCGGUCAUCCGGAGGCAGUGCUGAUCCCAAGACUGUAAUUUCGCGUCUCGAAUUUCUGUGUGUCGCGAAAUUGUGUGCGUGGAAGAAGGAUUAAAAGAAUAAGAGACCAUCCCUUGGGAGAACCAUCAUCAAGCGCUACACAAACAUAACCUCAACACUUGUUCCGGACGCGUGAAUAGACUUCUUUUCCAGGACAAAAUGACCGAUAUGGAUGAUACACACUUUGAGACCGGAGAUUCCGGUGCCUCCGCCACCUAUCCGAUGCAGUGCUCAGCACUUCGCAAGAACGGUUUCGUCAUGCUGAAGUCACGCCCAUGCAAAAUUGUCGAGAUGUCCACCUCGAAGACGGGAAAACACGGACACGCCAAAGUCCACUUGGUUGGCAUUGAUAUUUUCUCAGGCAAAAAAUACGAGGAUAUUUGUCCUUCCACUCACAAUAUGGAUGUGCCACAUGUUAAACGCGAAGAUUAUCAAUUGACUGAUAUCAGUGAUGACGGGUAUUUGACACUAUUGCGCGAAAAUGGGGACUUGCGUGAGGAUCUCAAGCUUCCGGACAGCGAACUUGGUGCUCAAUUGCGUUCUGAAUUCGACAGCGGCAAGGAACUCUUGUGCACCGUGUUGCAUUCAUGUGGUGAAGAGUGCGUGAUUGCCAUCAAAACAAACACUGCCCUCGAGAAAUAAGUCGGUUGGUGCGCCUGCAUUGUGGUGUGGGAGGUACGAGAAGGUGUUGAAUGAAAAAAAUAAAAAAGAAAUAAAUAAAUCAGAAGGAAAAUUUAUAAAAUGAGAAAAAAAAAUUCACAACACACAGGAAAGAAAGAAAAAAAGAGAAUCAUAUUCCAAAAAUUAACAAACAAAAAAAAUCACUUAAAAAAGAAGCAAAAAAAAAAUUGUAAUCACAAAUCACUUGCAUUGUAACUUUCCUUUUCUUCUUCCGAAAUGCUUUUCUUCCACGCAUUUUUUUUUAAUGGAAAAUCUGAAGAAAUGAAAAAUCCCCUCUUUACCCGUUUAUGAACAAUUUUUUCCGUAUUAAGAAAAAAAAGAACUUUUGCUUAAUUCCUAAGGAAGACUAAAUAAGAAAAUGUUUGAAAAAAAAUUCUCUUGGGGGGAAUUUUUUUUAUUAAUUUCUCUGGAAGAAUAUUGCUAAAA
Molecule: messenger RNA, 1298 nt
Organism: Lutzomyia longipalpis
Lineage: Eukaryota; Metazoa; Arthropoda; Insecta; Diptera; Psychodidae
Gene: eEF5
Product: eukaryotic translation initiation factor 5A
Exons: 4
Coding region: 351-833 (160 amino acids)
Biological process (GO): positive regulation of translational termination; positive regulation of translational elongation
Molecular function (GO): ribosome binding; translation elongation factor activity; RNA binding
Source: RefSeq, a predicted model, not a curated record